Molecule: messenger RNA, 2398 nt
Organism: Phragmites australis (common reed)
Lineage: Eukaryota; Viridiplantae; Streptophyta; Magnoliopsida; Poales; Poaceae
Product: probable serine/threonine-protein kinase WNK8
Exons: 5
Coding region: 240-2126 (628 amino acids)
Biological process (GO): protein phosphorylation; intracellular signal transduction
Cellular component (GO): cytoplasm
Molecular function (GO): protein serine/threonine kinase activity; ATP binding
Source: RefSeq, a predicted model, not a curated record
GGUGCGCGUGCGUGUCGCUAGCUGCCACAUAUAAUUCUCUCUCGCCCCGCCCGCUUGCGCGUCAGAUGAGUGCACGGCCCUGCUGCUUCGUCGCUGCGCACCACGCCUCCAGCUCCUAGGCGUCCAUGUCCAUGGCGCCGGCGGUCAUCGACUAGCUCCAUGGCUCAGCUGGCUCCUCUUCCGCGUCUUCACCUACGACACAUCCACUUCUAAGUAGCUUUGGCCAUACUAGCUGGGGCAUGUCCGGGCCACGGAGGUGCGGCAGCCGGCGGCCGGAGAGGCCGGCGGUGGUGGGAGACAACAUCAACGGAUACGUCGAGACCGAUCCCACAGGUCGCUAUGGCCGGUUCGACGAACUACUUGGCAAAGGGGCAACGAAGUCAGUGUACAGGGGUUUCGACGAGGAGCGCGGCGUGGAGGUUGCGUGGAACCAGGCGAGCCUCUGCGACGUGCUCCGGACGCCGGACGCGGUGCAGCGCAUGUACUCGGAGGUGCAGCUGCUGAGCACGCUCCGCCACGACGCCAUCAUCGGCUUCCACGCCUCCUGGGUGGACGUCCCCCGCCGCACCUUCAACUUCAUCAGCGAGCUCUUCUCCUCCGGCACCCUCCGCUCGUACCGCCUCCGGUACCCGCGCGUGAGCCUCCGCGCCGUCCGGUCGUGGGCGCGCCAGAUCCUGCGGGGGCUCGCCUACCUCCACGCCCACGACCCGCCCGUCAUCCACCGCGACCUCAAGUGCGACAACCUCUUCGUCAACGGCCACCAGGGCCAGGUCAAGAUCGGCGACCUGGGGCUGGCCGCCGUGCUCCGCGAGGCAGGGCAGGCCGCGCACAGCGUCAUCGGCACGCCCGAGUUCAUGGCCCCCGAGAUGUACGAGGAGGCGUACAACGAGCUUGUCGAUGUCUACUCCUUCGGGAUGUGCAUGGUCGAGAUGCUCACCACCGAGUACCCCUACAGCGAGUGCUCCAACCCCGCGCAGAUCUACAAGAAGGUCACCGCCGGCAAGCUGCCCGAAGCCUUCUACCGGGUGGGCGACGAGGAGGCCCGCAGGUUCAUCGGAAGGUGCUUGGUCGCGGCUUCCAAGCGACCGUCCGCGGCGGAGCUCUUGCUGGACCCUUUCCUCGACGAUCGUGCCACGUCGCAUUGUGCCACGAUGCCACUGCCAGCUGCUCCGUUGACCUCCAGUGAUACAGCUGAACCAUCGUCGUCGUCGGAUGAUCAGGACGUGGAGGAGGCAGAGCUGCCGGCAAGGACGACGGACAUGACCAUCACUGGCAAGCUGAACUCCGAGGAGGACACCAUCUUCCUCAAAGUACAGAUAGCCGAUGACACAGGCCAUGUUCGGAACAUCUACUUCCCGUUCGACAUGGUGAGCGACACGGCGAUCGAUGUGGCCGCGGAGAUGGUGAAGGAGCUGGACAUCGCCGACCGGGACCCAUCGGAGAUCGCCGCCAUGAUCGAGGAGGAGAUCGACAGGUUGCUGGCCGGCAGAGAGCAGCACGAGUACACGUACGAAAACGAGGAGCACCCUCCUCCCUUUUACUACCUCUCCUCUUCUCCCACCUCCUCCCAGGGGUCCCUCUGCGAGUUGGGUCCAUCCACCUCAGGCUCAGGGAGCUUCUCUGGCCUACGCCGCGGCGGCGGCGGCGGCGACUGCUCCAAAGAUUACGGGUCCUACGGUUUAAGCGACGACGAUGACACGAGCUCGAUGCAUUCCGGUAAGUACUCUGCUCUGCAUUACGCCUCAGGUCACGAUGAAGAGGAGCAUGUCCGGCCCAGCUGCUCCAAGACAGGCCAGGUCAAGACUACAAGCAGAGCAGAGGCCCAGGAGUACAAGUCGUCGCAGGCGCGGCAGCACCUGCAUCGGCAGUGCAGCAUGUCACCGCACGCCAGCCGGACGCGGCGGCGCGACGAUGACCGUCGCGGGAGGAUGGCUCGGAACCGUUCGAUGGUGGACAUGCGGAGCCAGGUGCUGCACCGGACGCUGGUGGAGGAGCUCAACCGGCGGCUCUUCUUCAACACCGUCGGCGCCGUCGAGAACAUCGGCUUCCGUGCGCCCCACUGCUCCCCGUCGUCAACGCGUGGCAGGAGAAGCAAAGACGAUAAGCACCAGUACUACAUGCUUUGAGCAAAUUUUUACAGUACAGUAAAUCUGGUGCAAUGCAAAACUGGAUCACCAUGUGAUGUGAUGUGAUGUUAGUGCUCGCACGCAUCGCAAGGUCGGCCACAAAAUUGUGUGUAUAUUUCUCCAGAGUAUAAAGCACCAAAUACUGAUGAUGUGCAACUGCAGAAAAAUAGUGCAUGCAGCUGGCAGAGUUGUUACGUGCAACAUGUUGUUGAUACAUUGCUGUAAUUCUGUGUACAUUAAUUAUGAUAUAAGUCCAUUUAGAUUUGUUCAAA